Molecule: messenger RNA, 2969 nt
Organism: Ctenopharyngodon idella (grass carp)
Lineage: Eukaryota; Metazoa; Chordata; Actinopteri; Cypriniformes; Xenocyprididae
Product: cytoplasmic polyadenylation element-binding protein 1-like
Exons: 19
Coding region: 76-2799 (907 amino acids)
Biological process (GO): negative regulation of cytoplasmic translation
Cellular component (GO): cytoplasm; neuron projection; nucleus
Molecular function (GO): ribosome binding; mRNA 3'-UTR binding; translation factor activity, RNA binding
Source: RefSeq, a predicted model, not a curated record
CCAGGGAGUAAGAUUGGAUGACGUCAUCAGGGUCUGCCAUACCCUGGCUUUUGGUGAAAUGACGCCACUGCUCCGAUGGAUAUCAGAGACCACCUGGAUCACAGAAGUCUGGACCUGUCAUUUCUAAGAUUCCACUGGAGCCAUCCAGAUCAACAGCACUCGACCCAGCCCGCGAUGCAGAACCUCUUUGGCGCUUCACGAAGCGGUGAUUCGCUUCAGCAGCUCGCUUUCCAGGCCCAUGAGUCUGUAAGAGGAGCAGAUCCAAUGGACCGCUUCUGGAGCCUGUUACUAGCACUAGAGUCUCCUUCUGGAUCCAGCAGUCUCGUCAACACAGAGAAAAGUGCCAUUUCUGUAGGAUUCGACCACCUGGUCUCUCUCAGAGCUUCAACCCCGUCACCUCCGGCGCUGCCUGAACUGCAGGCGGAGGGUGUGAAACUGGACGAAGUUGCCCAUUGGAAGCAGAAUCCCCUGAGCAUCGUCACGAAUGCCCCCAGUGCUCAGGCUGAAGGACCAGUGGUUGGGUGCUGCUCCACAGGUCCCAUCUGGCCCGGCGAGGACGCUUUUGGCUUGAAUAAACCUUCGUUCUACAUUGAGAGAGAAGCGAUGCGUCAUAAACAAGCUGCAGCACUAGAGUCUCCUUCUGGAUCCAGCAGUCUCGUCAACACAGAGAAAAGUGACAUUUCUGUAGGAUUCGACCACCUGGUCUCUCUCAGAGCUUCAACCCCGUCACCUCCGGCGCUGCCUGAACUGCAGGCGGAGGGUGUGAAACUGGACGAAGUUGCCCAUUGGAAGCAGAAUCCCCUGAGCAUCGUCACGAAUGCCCCCAGUGCUCAGGCUGAAGGACCAGUGGUUGGGUGCUGCUCCACAGGUCCCAUCUGGCCCGGCUCGGAUGCUUUUGACUUGAAGAAACCUUCGUUCUACAUUGAGAGAGAAGCGAUGCGUCAUGAACAAGCUGCAGCACUAGAGUCUCCUUCUGGAUCCAGCAGUCUCGUCAACACAGAGAAAAGUGACAUUUCUGUAGGAUUCGACCACCUGGUCUCUCUCAGAGCUUCAACCCCGUCACCUCCGGCGCUGCCUGAACUGCAGGCGGAGGGUGUGAAACUGGACGAAGUUGCCCAUUGGAAGCAGAAUCCCCUGAGCAUCGUCACGAAUGCCCCCAGUGCUCAGGCUGAAGGACCAGUGGUUGGGUGCUGCUCCACAGGUCCCAUCUGGCCCGGCUCGGAUGCUUUUGACUUGAAGAAACCUUCGUUCUACAUUGAGAGAGAAGCGAUGCGUCAUGAACAAGCUGCAGCACUAGAGUCUCCUUCUGGAUCCAGCAGUCUCGUCAACACAGAGAAAAGUGACAUUUCUGUAGGAUUCGACCACCUGGUCUCUCUCAGAGCUUCAACCCCGUCACCUCCGGCGCUGCCUGAACUGCAGGCGGAGGGUGUGAAACUGGACGAAGUUGCCCAUUGGAAGCAGAAUCCCCUGAGCAUCUUCACGAAUGCCCCCAGUGCUCAGGCUGAAGGACCAGUGGUUGGGUGCUGCUCCACAGGUCCCAUCUGGCCCGGCUCGGACGCUUUUGACUUGAAGAAACCUUCGUUCUACAUUGAGAGAGAAGCGAUGCGUCAUGAACAAGCUGCAGCACUAGAGUCUCCUUCUGGAUCCAGCAGUCUCGUCAACACAGAGAAAAGUGACAUUUCUGUAGGAUUCGACCACCUGGUCUCUCUCAGAGCUUCAACCCCGUCACCUCCGGCGCUGCCUGAACUGCAGGCGGAGGGUGUGAAACUGGACGAAGUUGCCCAUUGGAAGCAGAAUCCCCUGAGCAUCUUCACGAAUGCCCCCAGUGCUCAGGCUGAAGGACCAGUGGUUGGGUGCUGCUCCACAGGUCCCAUCCGGCCCGGCUCGUACGCUUUUGGCUUGAAGAAACCUUCGUUCUACAUUGAGAGAGAAGCGAUGCGUCAUAAACGAGCUGCAGCCGUGAAUUAUGCCACUUACACCUGGGAAGGGCAACUUCCUCCACGCCACUACGAAAACCCUGUUUACUCCUGUAAAGUGUUCCUGGGAGGUGUGCCGUGGGGCAUCACAGAUGGACUUCUCUGGGACAGGGAUGAGCGCCUUGGAGCAGUGAUUCUGUUGAACACAUUUAGUGUGUUUGGUCCACUGAGCCUUCAUUGGCCUGGUAAAAAUGGUAAAAACCCACACAUUCCUCCGGGAGGUUAUGCGUACCUGUUGUUUAAGCAGGAGGAGUCAGUGAAGAGGCUCCUGCAGUCCUGUACUCAACACCGCCUGCAGCCUGACAAUUAUAUCGAGUUCUUCUGCAAACUGUCUAGAAGGCGGAUCCACUGCAAAAAUGUGCAGGUCAUCCCGUGGGUUAUCUCAGACAACAAUUUCGUCCGUUGUCCCUCCCAGCUUUGCUGCCACAAAAGGACUGUGUUUGUGGGCGCUCUGCACAGGAUGCUAAAUGCAGAAGGUCUGGCCCACAUCAUGGACAGUCUCUUCGGAGAGGUCACCUACGCAGGCAUCAACACAGACAUGCACGGAUAUCCCAUAGGUUCUGGCAAGGUCACAUUCAGGUAUGAGGGGAGCUACUUGAAAGCCGUGACUGCAGCGUUUGUGCAGAUAAAAACCUGCAGGUUUCGCAAGAAGAUCCAGAUUGACCCGUAUCUGGAAGACUCCAUAUGCCAAAUAUGUAACAGUGAGCCCGGCCCGUUCUUCUGUAGGGCCCAGGCUUGUUUUAAAUACCACUGUCGCUCAUGCUGGCAUUCACAGCACUCUCUGGAUGUGAGCAGCAAGCAUCAGCCUCUUAUGCGCAAAUAGACGGGCCUGAACACCAAAUAAACCCAGCACUGGCGUGGGGAAGAGUACAGAUUGAUUUAUUUUUACUGUAUAUAAACUGCAAAUAAAUGUAGAGUUCGUUUUUUUUUUUUUUUUUUUAAUUUAAAUUCAACAACACUGACAAUUUAUUAAAAUAACCCCAUUCAAAAGUU